Molecule: messenger RNA, 834 nt
Organism: Phycomyces blakesleeanus NRRL 1555(-)
Lineage: Eukaryota; Fungi; Mucoromycota; Mucoromycetes; Mucorales; Phycomycetaceae
Exons: 4
Coding region: 1-834 (277 amino acids)
Source: RefSeq, a predicted model, not a curated record
AUGACUGUGCCUAAAGUAGUUUGUCUCUUUGAGACAUUUAGAGAAUUACAGGCAAAAUGUCUGAAAGCAUAUUUCUCUUUGUCGAAAACAUUUCUUAAUUUGUCUCAAUCUCGGAUAGAAACACUGCAUAUCUAUAGAAUGAUGCACUCGCACUCACCUGAAAAUAGUGACUCUAACAAGAAGCAAGUCAAAGACUUGAAAAACAAGAAGAGCGAACUCUCCAAGCUCUAUGCCUCUAGAUUCAAACAUAAUAAGAAUAUCGGACACGGUGGUAGCAAUCUCACUGUCAGACCAAAGCUUGAAAAGGUCGUUUUUAUGGCCAUGAGAGCAGAGUAUAAGGUCCAGAAGAAGCUGAAGUACAAGCUGAAGGCUGUCAAGGUAAAGCUGGCAAAAGAUACUGCCUUUGGCUUGAUGAGGGAAGCAGAAUUUGGCUCUGAUCCUCUAGCAAAGGGGAAGGACAAGCGGAAGGGCAAGGCCAAGGCCAAGACGGACGAUUUUUAUGACACUGAAGAUAUAAAUACUAGUGAAGAUGGCGAUGACAGCGAGGAAAAAGAUGAAGAUGAUGACAGCGGUGAGAUCAACUCAACCAAAAAAAAAACAAAGGCCGUAACGAUGGAGACUAACAGGAAGAGUAAGGUGACUGAAAAAACCACUGAGAUAAGCAAUGAGGAGGGUGGUCUAUCUAACAGUAACCCGGAUGAAGGGGUAUAUGACCUCUUGCAUGAUCAAUGUUGCUCUUUGGUUGAAGAGCGUGAAUUCCACAGGGAUAUUCUUGCAAUUUUAAGUAAAGCCCUCAGUUAUUUUGAGAUAAUAGCAAAGCAUUUUGAAAAGUAA